Molecule: messenger RNA, 1668 nt
Organism: Daldinia childiae
Lineage: Eukaryota; Fungi; Ascomycota; Sordariomycetes; Xylariales; Hypoxylaceae
Exons: 9
Coding region: 1-1668 (555 amino acids)
Molecular function (GO): ATP-dependent protein folding chaperone; ATP binding
Source: RefSeq, a predicted model, not a curated record
AUGAGUUUUCGGAAUAGAAGUUCUCUUGGGAGCUCCACUGCUUCUAGCUCUCGUGUUUCUACAGCAGCUACAUCCGUGAACUUGCUUGGCCCAGAGAUAGUUGUCGGUAUAGACUUCGGAACAACGCACUCAGGAGUUUGCUGGGCUAUAAACGAGGGCCAGAAGAAGAUACGGCUUAUCACUGAUUGGACAAACCCACAAGCCGUUAACGCGAAUGCUGAAAAAGUUCCUUCAGUCAUCUCUUAUCGAAAUGGCCAAGUUAGCAACUGGGGAUACGAGGUUACAAUGAGAGAGGACAGCUUUCGUUGGAUCAAGAUACUUCUUGAGCCUGAGCACAAGUAUGCUAAGACGAUCGAGGACGUGAAACAGAGCAAUGCUCUUCUUACCAAGUUGAAUAAAACUGCUGAUGAGGUAGUUUCCGACUACUUGCGGGCUCUAUGGGCUUAUACAAAAGAAGACAUCCGCAAGCGAAUCGACGACGAGAAUUGGGAGAACACAUUUCGUCUCCGGGUCGUAUUAACGGUGCCCGCAAUGUGGUCUCACCAAGCCAAAGACAGGACUGUCAAAGCCGCACGAGCUGCUGGUCUCCCUGUUGACAUCUCGAUGGUAACCGAGCCCGAGGCAGCUGCUUUGGCAACAUUAAGGGGGAAAGCGGAAGAGGAUACGCUUCGUCCCGGAGACUCGUUUGUAGUCUGUGACGCUGGUGGUGGAACAGUAGAUUUAAUAAGUUACAAAGUAAACAGCAUCCACCCCUUGAGAGUGGAAGAAUGCGCCAUUGGGGACGGUGACUUAUGCGGAUCAGUAUUCCUCGAUCUAGCAUUCGUCAAAUACAUCGCCGCAUUGAUUGGAGAGAAGCAAUAUUCGAAAAUUAAAGAAGUGAGCAAGAAGAAGAUGCUAAAGGAGUUCGAAUUUGGUAUCAAACGAUCGUUCAUGGGCGAUGAUAACAAGGAUUACUCGGUAGACCUAAGAGGUGUUGAAGAUAACGAGGAAGAGGGCAUUGUGGAUGAUAACGUGCCACUUAAAGCGAAUAUGUUGCGCACUGUCUUCGAUCAUAUCUGUGGUCAGAUAGAUACUCUCGUUCAAAACCAGACGAUGGAGGUUCAAGGACGGGGACUUAAAGUGAAGGCUAUCCUCCUAGUUGGAGGGUUCGGAGAGAGCAAGUAUCUUCACAGUCGCCUCGAAAAUGCCUAUACUUCGGAAGGGGUUAGGGUUCUCCAAGUAGAUGGAGCCUGGUCGGCUAUAUGCCGCGGUGCAUGUAUGUGGGGAUUAGAGCAAGUACGAAAGCCUCAUCGCUCGCUUGCAGCAAACGACCCACCAUCCCAUAGCGCGAUCGAUCCCCCAUUGACGCCUAAGAUGGAAUCGACUAUCGUUUCACGCAUCUCAAGAUACAGUUAUGGGGUUCCUGUUAUGGAGAACUUUGACCCGAAGAAACACCUUUGGCGGGAUCGUAUUCUUGACCCUAGCAAUGGUCAAUAUGCAGCAGAUAACCAGAUGAGAUGGUUGUUGAAGAGAGGAGAGAUGAUGCGGGAGAAUGACAUACUGCCGAUCGAUAUCCAACAAGCAGUACACGGUAUUGGCUGGACUAGUACUGGCGCCCGCGAAUUCUCGCAGGUCUUGCUCUACUCUGACCAACCAGAGGCGCCUAGUAGGAGGGAUGAUAGUAAGUGA